This is a messenger RNA of Vespula pensylvanica (western yellowjacket), 1052 nucleotides long. Its product is annotated as estradiol 17-beta-dehydrogenase 11-like. Bases 1 to 924 code for a protein of 307 amino acids. Gene Ontology annotation, cellular component: lipid droplet. The transcript has 7 exons. Lineage: Eukaryota; Metazoa; Arthropoda; Insecta; Hymenoptera; Vespidae. The record is from RefSeq and is a predicted model, not a curated record. Gene Ontology annotation, molecular function: oxidoreductase activity, acting on the CH-OH group of donors, NAD or NADP as acceptor.
AUGUGCAUCAUUCAAUCUAUGCUUCAAUUAAUUAUGUUUGGGAUUAUUGAAAUUAUCAAAAGUAUUGUGAAAUUAUUUAUCCCGUUGAAAAAUCAAAUGAAGAACAUUUCUGGCGAGAUUGCUCUCGUCACUGGUGCUGCUGGAGGUCUCGGAAGAGCAUUGGCUCUUAAUUUAGUUAAUCAUGGUGCAAUCGUUGUCAUUUGGGAUAUCAAUCAAAAAGGUAUCGACGAAACGAUGAAAUUAAUCAAAGCUGCGGGUGGUACUUGUUACGGAUACAUUUGCGAUGUUCGUAAUCGCGAGGAUAUUUAUAAAAAGGCUAAACUAGUUCAAGCGGAAGUUGGUCAGGUAAAUAUCCUGAUUAAUAAUGCAGGAGUGAUAAAUAUUGGGAUUUUCUGGAAGACUCCGGAUAAUCUUCUUAGUCAUGUAAUGGAAGUAAAUAUCUUGAGUCAAUUUUGGACAGUGAAAGCAUUCCUUCCCGAGAUGAUAGAAAGCAACAAAGGUCAUAUUGUGAACAUAGCGAGUAUAGCCGGUCUCAUUGGAUUUCCGACAGUCGUGGAUUAUUGUACGUCUAAAUAUGCAGCUAUUGGAUUCAGUGAAGCAUUACAAAUGGAAUUAGACUUCCACGGACAUGACAUUAAAACUACAGUAGUAUGUCCGAUUUUCAUUCACAAUACGGGCAUAUCUACAACUAAAUACUCUGGAAUUUUUUCGACUCUGAGUCCGCAAGAAGUUGCAGAGAGAACUAUAACUUCUCUUCGGUGUAACACGGAGCUUGUUUUGUUGCCAAGUUACAUGCAGUUUGUAUUAUUUUUUAAAAGAAUAUUGCCCCGUUAUUUCUUCUUCAGGGUAUUACGUUCGGUAUUUAAGCACGAUCCAACUGAAUUUGAACCAAUAGAGUCCAGGAAAACGUCAAUAAUUAACUGAAUGCAUAGUUAGAGAAAGUAAGGAAAAUAUCCAAAUAUACUUGAUUUUACAUAGUAUGCUUCAAUAUAUACAGCUUGUUUUAUGCAAAUGGUACUACUUGUAUAUGCUAAACUGUUAAGAAUAAAAAA